This is a messenger RNA of Diaporthe batatas, 1832 nucleotides long. RefSeq lists its product as uncharacterized. Bases 205 to 975 code for a protein of 256 amino acids. The record is from RefSeq and is a predicted model, not a curated record. The transcript is spliced from 3 exons. Lineage: Eukaryota; Fungi; Ascomycota; Sordariomycetes; Diaporthales; Diaporthaceae.
CUGCCUUACAUAACUUCACCUAGCUGCACUCCACUUCAGCCUGCUCCUCUUCGUAAUCCAUCGGCGUCUCUUCAACCCUCUGAUCUGCAAAAGAAAGCCACCAGGACAGUUGAGACCACCUCCACUGGCACGGCCGUUUGUUCGAAAUCCGCGAGCAGUACGCUGCAGCCGAUUCAAAGAGCCCGAUCAGCCAAGAUCUAUAAAAUGGGCGGUGUUGAUGGAAACGCGAACUCCCCGGCGACGGAAACCACAGAUGUCUCGAACAAGCCGCGCCAACGACGUCGAGACGGAUACUUCUGGCAGCUCAUCGUGCUGCGCAUCCCCGUAGCCGCCUUCGGAAUCGCCCUCAUCGCAUACCUGGUGCACUAUGUGCGUACAUGGCAGGGGGCGACCCGCGUGCCAGAAGAUGAGGACCCCAACGCCACAAAGAAGGACGCCCUGGGUCAGAGCGCGCUGGCGCUGAGUAUGGCCGCCGUAUCCCUGGUAGUCGCCGUGUGGGAGACCCUCGCGUACCUCACCCCGAGACACAGACACGGACCGAAGUCUCUGAACUUUGGUCUGAUAUUCCUCGACUUGCUGGUCGUGGGCCUUGGGAUCCCCGGCUGGUAUAACUUCGCCAUGGCGGAGUACUACACGUCCCCAGACUACGAGACGCCGUGGAGAGAAUACCAGGGCCACGCCGCCACGAUGAUUAUGGCUUUCUGGAUACUGCACUGUGUCAUGUCCAUCGUGGGCUGCUCUACCUGCUGUGGCUGUUGCGGCAUCGGGUCCCACCCGGCGACGGCGAAAGCGACCGGAACGCCCGAAACUGUGCAGCCUGCGCCACAACCCGACUUGGAGGGAUAUGGCUCUUCUGAGCCUGUCCCGAAUUACAAGUCGUCCUCGGGGCUUGAGGAGGUCGAACCAGUCACAAGUCUGGACGAGCCCCCAAGCUACCCUGAGGCCACCCGUCUAGCGCCUGACGCAAAAUCUUGACCUUUUGCUGCUUUUUACGGCUCGAUUGUUUUGGUCUCGACGUAUCCUGGUCAUAGAUGAUUGAAGCGAAUCUUCUGGAUUUUGAGCCCUCAAUUGACUCAUGCAUGUGUUCAAUGGUAAAAGAACAGAUAUUAUCCUGCAACGCAGCACCGCUUCCCUCUACUGAUAAGUGAUGGUUUCGUUUCUCAUGCCCAUACAUAAGAUUUUACGAGGCACAUUCAGACAUGAUGAACGCUCACAACCCGGUAUUUGAAAAAUGAAAAAGAAAAAAUACCUGUACUUACAAAUAAUGUCUUCACAGCAGUUGUAAUGGGCCUUAAGAAUUAGAAUAGGGGGGGGUCAGCAAUUCAGUAUUAUGGUACCUACCUAGACACUUUCCAUAUGACCUGCAUGUGUUAUCUGAACCAAAAGAAAACUUGGGGGGUGGGGGCUCACCUGCAACACCGACAAAAGACAUUUCCUUCCAACAGAAAUAUGGCUUUCUGCACCUCAGUGGAAUUCCCUGCGCUCAAUCUUGUCAUUCAUUGUCAACGUCCGCGUUGCUGCCCGUACCUCCUGUUCCGUUUGAGGCCCAAAGACCCUCUGGAGUGCGUGCUCCUCGUCACUAUGUUUCUGCUUGCGGCUCCGACGCUUCUGAAGGCAGUAAGCGAUGACACUUGCCACAAAGAGCAGCAAGAAGACCACACCAAUGAUGAUUCCGGCAAUGACGGCUUUCUGAGACAUGGUGGUAAAUCUUUUGCUGUUGGUGUUAGCUAGAGGUGUUGGGUUCAGGUUGUCGAUGAUUUCCAAGUGCCAGUGCUUUGGUUGGUGAGGAGGAGCGAAAAUGGGAUGGGAAUGCCCAAGAUGCUGUGUGCUUU